AUGAAGAUCGGAAACUGGAAUGUACGUACACUGUACAGAAGUGGUAACAUUGCGCAGGUACCUAGAGAAAUGACCUUUAAAAUCUUAGACAUCAUGGGUAUCAGCGAAACACACUGGACAGGGCAAGGGAAAAUGCAACUAACAGAAGAAACCAUCAUUUACUCUGGAAGAAAUGAGGACAAUCAUAGAGAAGGAGUAGGUAUACGGAUGUUAGCAAGAGCCCUGAUGGACUGGCUCCAAUCAGUGAAAGGAUCAUUCAGGUACGGUCCUCUUCCCAGCACAUCGAGCUGCACAUCUAUGCACCUGCAGAAGAGGCGGAUGAGCAAGUGA
This is a messenger RNA of Porites lobata, 330 nucleotides long. NCBI's taxonomy places the organism in Eukaryota, Metazoa, Cnidaria, Anthozoa, Scleractinia, Poritidae. The record is from the annotation of a GenBank genome assembly.